UGCCCGCCGGAGCGCGCGCCCGGGCGAGUGAGUGUGUGCGGGAGUGUGUGCGCACACGCCUUCGGGGGCUGGAGUGACACUGCAGUGGGUUUCUCCCUCGCGCCGGCCCUCCGGCUGCUCAGCCCCCCCACCUGCCGCCCCCGCGUUUGGGAAGCAGCUUGGCUCUUUUAUCUUCCCGAGCCUCCCUCUCCAUCCACCCCUCGCCAGUCUUACUUUUCCUUUCACCCAGGGGGCUGCAGCUGGCCACCCUUCCGCCGGUGCCAACACCUAAGCCGUUUCCAGUGUCUCCUUAGCCAGUCUUUUCCACUUAUCUUUCUCCGGGGUUCCUCCACGAGCCAGUCCAAGGCUCCCCCAUCCUUGGAAAUUGUUUUGUUGGACUGCCGUACCGAGGCGUGUAAAGCUUGAGGACUUUAUUAUUAUUUCGAUUCUUUUCAUCUCCUCCCCUUCUGGGCAACGGAGCCAUGAAAUUUCCAAUCGAGACUCCAAGAAAACAGGUGAACUGGGAUCCGAAAGUGGCCGUUCCGGCAGCAGCACCCCCGGUGUGCCAGCCCAAGGGUGCCACUAGCGGGCACCACGCGGCCCCGCGCCUGUCCGUUUCCUCCCGAGCCACGGUGGUAGCCAGAAUGGAAGGCGCCCCCCAGGGGGGCCUGCAGACCGUCAUGAAGUGGAAAACGGUCGUUGCCAUCUUUGUGGUCGUGGUGGUCUACCUCGUCACGGGCGGUCUGGUCUUCCGGGCGCUGGAACAGCCCUUCGAGAGCAGCCAGAAGAACACCAUCGCCUUGGAGAAGGCAGAAUUCCUGCGGGACCAUAUCUGCGUGAGCCCACAGGAGCUGGAGACGCUGAUCCAGCAUGCCCUUGACGCUGAUAAUGCAGGAGUAAGUCCAAUAGGAAACUCUUCCAACAACAGCAGUCACUGGGACCUUGGAAGUGCCUUUUUCUUUGCUGGAACUGUCAUCACCACCAUAGGGUAUGGGAAUAUUGCUCCGAGCACUGAAGGAGGCAAAAUCUUUUGUAUUUUGUAUGCCAUCUUUGGAAUUCCACUUUUUGGUUUCUUAUUGGCUGGAAUUGGAGACCAACUGGGAACCAUCUUUGGGAAAAGCAUUGCAAGAGUGGAGAAGGUCUUUCGAAAAAAGCAAGUGAGCCAGACCAAGAUCCGGGUCAUCUCAACCAUCCUGUUCAUCUUGGCCGGCUGUAUUGUAUUUGUGACGAUCCCUGCUGUCAUUUUCAAAUAUAUCGAGGGGUGGACAGCCUUGGAGUCCAUUUACUUUGUGGUGGUCACUCUCACCACAGUAGGCUUUGGUGAUUUUGUGGCAGGGGGAAACGCUGGGAUCAAUUACCGGGAGUGGUAUAAGCCCCUAGUGUGGUUUUGGAUCCUUGUUGGCCUUGCCUACUUUGCAGCCGUCCUCAGUAUGAUCGGAGAUUGGCUACGGGUUCUAUCCAAAAAGACAAAAGAAGAGGUCGGUGAAAUCAAGGCCCACGCGGCCGAGUGGAAGGCCAACGUGACGGCCGAGUUCCGGGAGACACGGCGGCGGCUCAGUGUGGAGAUCCACGACAAGCUGCAGCGGGCGGCCACCAUCCGCAGCAUGGAGCGCCGGCGCCUGGGCCUGGACCAGAGGGCCCACUCGCUGGACAUGCUGUCCCCCGAGAAGCGCUCCGUCUUCGCCGCCCUGGACACGGGCCGCUUCAAGGCCUCAUCCCAGGAGAGCAUCAACAACCGGCCCAACAACCUGCGCCUGAAGGGGUCGGAGCAGCUCAACAAACACGGGCAGGGCGCCUCGGAAGACAACAUCAUCAACAAGUUCGGGUCCACCUCCAAGCUCACCAAGAGGAAAAACAAGGACCUCAAAAAGACCUUGCCCGAGGACGUCCACAAAAUCUACAAGACCUUCCGGAAUUACUCCCUGGACGAAGAGAAGAAGGAGGAGGAGACGGAGAAGAUGUGCAACUCGGACCACUCCAGCACGGCCAUGCUGACUGAGUGCAUCCAGCAGCAGGCCGGGAUGGAGAACGGGCUGGUCCCCACGGACACCAGAGACCAGGAACUCGAGAACAACGCAUUACUUGAAGAGAGAAACUAAAUGCUGAGGACCUUGGACUUGACCAAGCGUCGUGUUUUUUAUAUUCACCCUGAGACACGUGCCUUAAACAGACUUCUCGUUAGUCCGAAAUUACAUAGCAUCGAAGAAUAUAUUUCACUGUGCCAUAAACGACUGAGAUGAGAAAGAUCGCUCUGCCAAAAGGAGUCAAAGAACAAAGACUGCACUUCUGGUGGCGGCCGCAGGACACUGGGGGAGUGUUCGCACACGCAGGAGGUCGUGGCCGCAAAUGUUAAGGGCGUGUCUGGGACGGUGCUUGCACCCCUGUGUGGUGCCACCCCGGCCCCAGCAUGUAGAAAAGGGCAGCUAUUCCUUAGACCAGCCUUCUGAAAGGAACAGAUGUGUCUCCUAAGUGGAGUCUCAUUUUCCGAACCUACUGUUAGAGAUACGUGCACACACAGAAGGGGACCAGAUGGGGGGUGAACGAGUACCUGCAGGGAGGGUCUGAGUUGGCAUUUUGGCAUGUUGCUCCGAGCUUGAGUUUUGAUACAAACCCUUCAGGGCGCACCUACUCUUUCUAGGCUCCAAAUGAGCGUCUGUGGGACCUGAGAGCACGUGGAAUUUGUUGGCAACAGAUCAGAGCACACGUAUUCAAAGGUGCAAUUGCUUUCCUCAUUACAAAAGAAAAAAAAAAAUCACAAAUGCAUCACACUGUGGAAUACCACCUUAACCAAUGACAGAAGCCUACUGAACUUUGUGUUUUUGACGAACGAUGAAAAAAGUGAACCCGCGAGCAUCGGCGGACACUCGGCCUCAUCUGCUGCAUGGUUACGGGCACAACAUCAUGCAUUUUCCUCAGUGGGUGCAGUGGUGAAAAUAAACUGGUUCUGAAACGUUCACGUUCACUUUUCUAGUGGAACUUCGGUUAUAAGUCGUUUUGAUAAGAGGGGGAAAAAUACCAAAACAAUUGCCUUGCAUGAUGCCAGUGGCUUGCUGUUCUGUCUAGCUGAUCCUAAUUUUUUUUUAUAAAAAUAGACAUCCUGCAUGUCUGAGACAUACCAAGGAGGACCAUGGCAUCAUUCCAUCUCAGGGCUUUUUGUCCCUUUGGGUGUCUUAAGGUAGACAUAGUGACGAGGUCCAGUCCUGCUAUCUCCAAACGAAAGAAAGAUUCCCCCAACAACUCUUGUACACGAAGAUUGAAUUGUUUUAAAAUUGCCUGCAGCUUAAGUGCCAUUAAUGCCAUUUACAAAUAAUGCUUAAAAGAAAUAUUUACAACAUUCCACUUUUAUGUUUGGGUGUUCCUUAUUUUGAAAGCAUCACUUCUUUUCCUUGCUUGUUUCUUUAGCCCACACUUGCUGCUCACGAAAGUUGGAACCCCAGUGUGAUCGAUCGUUUCAAGGCAAACAAUAGCAACACCUGAUAAUUGAUUGUUCCAUGAGGUUGAAAUUGUGAAGGAAAGUGGGGGAGUGGCUAGUCAUAGGUUUUGAGAAGAUUCUGAAUUGAUGAUUUUUUUUUUUUUUUAAUCAGAAAGGGCAAAAUAUGUGCUAGGCUCACCAUCCUUACCCUUUUGCAUAACUGGCUGGCCAUUCACACUUAGCUACGUGGACCACACUCUGAAGCCUUUGGACUUGCACACCCAGGAGGUUGCAGGUUAUGGUCCUCCCAGGCUCAGCACCGCCUGUUGGGGGUUUCACACAAUUCACACACAGAGUGGAUUUAAUCAAGAGAUCACAGGAUUAGUGGAGACUUCCCAAAACCAUCUAAUGCUUUCUGACUUCUGGGGAAAAUUAUAUCCGCCACAUCCUUGACCACUGGUACCAGGGCAGACCUCUUCCUGCCCAUCUCCCCAAAAUGCCUGGACCACAUGUAGCUCCCCUUCCCCCUGCCCCAAAUUUUGGGCUCCAGCUAAAGUUCUGGCAUUUCCUUUGGGAAGGAGCCAAAGCAGAAUCACUUUCAUGAGGCCCUUCCUGUCCAACGGUAGAUUUGGUUUAAUGCCUCCACUUGGCUGGAGCUGUGGCUCACUGGUGACAUCCUGUGUCCACACAUUAAGAGACACAGGAAACGAUGCUUAUGCAGGUGUGGGCGUUGGCUCUUACUGGGAGAGUCCUUCAAGCCUGCAAAAUGUGUUUUCAUUGGUGGAUAACUGGGACUUUCUUAUUCCAACAAGUUAAAACCUUCCUGAUUAAACUAUCGAUCCACCC
Messenger RNA from Herpailurus yagouaroundi (jaguarundi), 4237 nucleotides. It is a transcript of the gene KCNK10, whose product is annotated as potassium two pore domain channel subfamily K member 10. Lineage: Eukaryota; Metazoa; Chordata; Mammalia; Carnivora; Felidae. The record is from RefSeq and is a predicted model, not a curated record. The transcript has 7 exons. Gene Ontology annotation, cellular component: plasma membrane. Gene Ontology annotation, molecular function: outward rectifier potassium channel activity; potassium ion leak channel activity. Bases 462 to 2078 code for a protein of 538 amino acids. Gene Ontology annotation, biological process: stabilization of membrane potential; potassium ion transmembrane transport.